Messenger RNA from Rosa chinensis, 8154 nucleotides. RefSeq names its product disease resistance protein RPM1. Gene Ontology annotation, biological process: defense response to other organism. Gene Ontology annotation, molecular function: ADP binding. The record is from RefSeq and is a predicted model, not a curated record. The transcript is spliced from 7 exons. The coding region runs from base 4114 to 6006 and encodes 630 amino acids. NCBI's taxonomy places the organism in Eukaryota, Viridiplantae, Streptophyta, Magnoliopsida, Rosales, Rosaceae.
GAGAUUUUGGUGCCCUUUUCCUCUACUUUUUGUGUUCUUUGAAAAUUGAUGAGGAAAAUAAACAGUUUCGUAGAUUUGGCUUCACACCUUUCACCAUACAUCAUAUUUGGUCAAAAUUUUCAUUUGCAUAGGAAUAUGCACACUUCUGUUUUAUUGUGGGCGGAUUUCAUAGUAUUCCAUUGUCUUUCAUUUUAAGGGAAUUAAAGUUGGGGCAUUGUUAUGGUGUUAUAGGAAAACGUAAUGCACCAUUCUCGUAUGGGAAUCAUAUCACGAUCUUGCAUCUGUUGUUGAUUAAAGUUCUGAAGGGACAUUACAGUGGCACGAUACUUCAGAGGGUAAUUUUAUAGAAACCCUUAUUUUGAUAGUUCAUGUAGUUAUGUACUUCAGUUUUUGUUGACUUUUGACCUUUGAUGAACUGUUAAAUGCUAUAAUGUUUUAAAAUUUAUUUGAAUACCAUCUGUCCACUAAUCUAUGUGAGGAUACAAUCUGUACUGAGGUUGUUCAGCGAAGUGAAUCUUAGUUUGGUAAUUUGGGCGGAUACAUAUCUCUCUUGUAUUAAAGGCAUAAGGUGUUUGGUGGUGGAGAAAGGGAAAAUGUGUGAAGGGGCUACUGUGUGAUUGUACUUUAUGAGGUAACUUGGUUGGGGGGAGUAUGAUGAAACUUUUGGGAAUUAUAUCAGGGUUGGGGAAGAGCUACUGUGGGGUAGAAUUAGAUUCUGAUCUUCACUUUGGCUUCUGUUUUAUCUGAGGUAGGAGAUGUUCUGAUUUCUUAAAUAGUUGUAGAUUGGAAAUCAGCUGUAAGUAGUACUGUAGUACUCUAUGUUUUAGGACAGGUUUUGUUGUUUACGUUACAGUAUCUUUGGUGGACUACUCGUCUUGUAUAAGCACUUAAUUGUAGUCAUACUAGUAUUGGAAACAGAAAUACAAAUUAGAAAGAAAACUUGAUUUGGUCUUGUUGAAUUUUCUGAGUGAUGAUUUUUUGAUAUGUGUUCUGUAUCGAACUGCCAUUUCAACUUGUCCUCUUUACACCUUUAUCACAGUCUGCAAAUGUUUGGAUGUUUGAGAGUCUUGACACUUUUUUUCACAAGAUCUCCCAUUUGACACUUUCUAUAUAUCUGAGUUUCUUAUAGGCUUAUCAAAUUUGUGCUUCUUCGUGUUCUUACCUUUUCCCCAGAAGUUCAUUACAAUAAGAAGAUAUUUUAUCAAAAGCUAGAAGUUCCAUUACAAUAAGAAGAUAACCUACGUCAUCAAAGCUAUCAAGGUCUCAUGGAUAUGCAACUCCUCCAUUUUAUCCUGGGUGCAUUCCAUUUUCUUUCCUUUGAAGGGGAUUAAAGUUGGAGCAUUGUUAUGGUGUUCUAUUUUCAUAUGAUAAUCAUAUCAUUAUCUUGCAUCUGUUCUAGAUAGUAUGGGAUACCAGAGGUGGUCAUUUAACAUAACCUGAAGUUCUGAAGGGACAUUACAGUGGUAUGAUACUUCAGAGGCAGUUUUGUGAUGAACUACUUUUGACCUUUGAUGAAAGACAUAUGCUAGAAUGACUAAAAAAAAACCAUUUGUUUUAAAACUGAUUUGAAUACCAUCCGUUGACUAAUCUUUGCAGAUAUACAAUUGCUAUGUUGAGGUUGUUCGGCAAUGUGAAUCUGAGUUGGGUAAUUUGGGCUGGACACUUUUCUCUCUCGUAUGAAAGGUGGCAUGAGGUUAUUGGUGGAGGAGAAAGGGAAAAUCUGUGAAGGGGCUACUGUGUGAUAUUGCUUUAUGGGGUAGUUUAGUUGGAGGGAUUAUAAAGGAAGUCAAGGAACUCUGUGAAUUAUAUCCGGGCUUGGGUGGAGCCUCUGUGGUGUGGAGUUAGAAUUUGAUCUUCACUUUGGCUUCUGUUUAAUGCAAGUAGGGAAUGUUCCGAUUUCUUAAAUAGUUGUAGAUUGGAAAUUAGCAGUCAGUACUGUAGUAGUCUAUGUCUUCACAUGUGUUUGUUGUUCAUGUUUUAGUGUCUUUGGUGGACUACUUGUCUCAUGAAUGCACUUAAUCGUGGUCAUACUAGUGUUUGAAAAUAAGAGAUACAAACUAGAAAGCAAAACUAAUUUGGUCUUCUUGUGUUUUUCUCAGUGAUGAAGCUAUAUGUUAUGCGUAAACUAUUUAUGUUGGAAUUUUCGAUAUGUGCUGUGUCCUAAACUCCCAUUGCAAUCUGCCCUCUUUACAUCUUCAUCAAGGCUUAUCAAAAUUUGUGAUUUGACCCUCCAGAAGUCAAUUACAAUAAGAAGAUAUUUUAUCAAUGGUGCUUUAGAAGUUCAGUACAAUAAGAAGAUAACCUGAUGAGACUGAAUGUAACGUCAUCAAAGCUAUGGAGGUCUCAUGCUGUUUCCUGUGACCCGUGUCAUGGAGGUAGAGGCAGGAUAUCAUCCUGAUACUCCCUUUAGUAAGCUUGGAUGGGGAAAGUCUGGUUGCAAAGUGGCAGGAACAGACUAUGAUAAAGCACAAGUGGGAAACAAGUUGAAUGCCCUUGAAGCCAAAUGGAAACCUCGGAAAGAACUAACUGGGAAGGAAACUGAUCAAGGUGGAAUCACUACAAGAAUAUUUUUGAUGUCUGAGUAAUGGUGGCAUGGUAAAAUCAAGAAAGGUUCUGAUUAUGCAAAAUUUCGUAAAAUGGGCAUUCAUCCUGAGAUUGAGGAGAAGCCAGACAGGAUUUUCAUGAUUCUUGAACACUGGCUAGUGGUGAACAUGCUUGUGCACCCUCAUCUUGUGUACUGCCAUCUGAGAUUUUGAAGGUAUCAAAAGAAGGAUACUGUUCCACUUGAAAGUGCUGGUGAUUCGGAUGAGUCCAACCAAAUCAAAACCACUCAAGCUAUGGGGUGGUAUUCUUGGAGUGAUGAAGGCAGUUCAAUUUUUGCCUGGGGCUCAGAUAGCCACCAAAUGGGCAAACCAAUCCUGGUUUGAUUUACUACCCUCUUUCAGGAGCAAAACUACCAAAUCAAAAACCAAUCAAACUUUCGGAAAUAAAACCAUAUUAAGGAAGCAGCAUGUCAAUGGAAUCGUAUUCUGGUUUCUGAUCAGAGCUGGCGUGUAUGUGAUCGUUGUUGUUCCCACUCACAUGUUCAGUAAGGUUGUUAAUUUUAUUUGAUAUACCAUAUGUCUUUUGCAGAAUCAAAUUUUUUUUUUUUUUUUAACCUCAGUUUACCUGGCAAGAAACAAUGAAAGAUCUUGUACGUUUUCAUUGUGGCUCAAAAUAUUCAGUGAUUAUAUUCUUUAAAAGAGCCAUUUUCUUUUGAUAAAUGCUUUAAAAGAGUCAUGCAUCUUGGGUUAUCAGGUUAUAUACCAAUGUUGUCCAUGGCUUCGAUCUCAUCACCUUCUUUUGAAUUGGAUAUAUCCUUUGAUAGCUGAAUAUAUAAAAAUUGAUACAGUACAUAUGAGUCAGGCUCUAAUCAUUUUACACCUCUGAGCUCUAACCUAGGAUGAAUGUACAACUUAGAAAAUUUCAACUAAACCAUCCCCAGCCCUGCUCAGAAUGCUGAAACAAAAUCUUAUUCUUAAACUGAACAAUCUUAAGGCUUGCAACGCCAAAACCAGGCUCUAUCAUCCUAGUCUUUCCUCAUUAGAAAUCAUGGAGGUUCCUAAUUGAGGUACGUGGAUUUACUUUACCAUCACAACUGAUACUGGCUGGUAUGAUUAGAACUGUGAACUUUGAUUACUAGUAUUCUAGUGUGUUCAGCAAAAGGAAAAAAAAAACCAUUGAAAUUCUUUUUUUUUUAGUGACAGAAUAAAAUUCUAACAGUUCACAAAGUAGGUAAUCACAGAGUGGACUUUCCAGAUACUAAAGAGUGCAGUCGCAAUUUUUUUAAUAGGCAAGUAUCAUAUAAUACGCUGAUGAUUCACACACACACACACACACACACACACACACAUAUAUAUAUAAUAUAUAUAUUUAAGCACCCACAUGUCUAAUAAAUUAAUGCAAAGCACUAAUUUUCCAUUUUCCAUCAGCAAUUCUGUGACUAAAUUCUUAUUGAAAUGCUACAAUAUGUUAUGAUUGAAUGUUGAUCCAUUGUUCCAUUCCAGGCCAAUAGACUCUUAUUUCAGAUAUGAUUCUGUGAUUAAUAGGCAGAUAUAGACAAUAGAAGCCAAUAUGGCCUCAGCUGCAACAGAGUUCUUGAUUGGCAAAAUUGAGGAAGUUCUUGAGAAGGAAGCAUCCUCCAUCGCAGGUGUUCGUGAUCAAGUGGAUGAGAUUAAGCAGGAGCUGAUAAGCAUGAAAUCCUUCCUAGAGGAUGCUGAGGGAAAGAAAAUAGACACGGAAGGAGAGAAGGAAUGGGUAGCAAGCAUUAGAAACUCUGUCUAUGAUGUUGAAGAUAUUAUUGAUGAAUUCAUGUACCGCAUGCAUGAGCAGCGAAAUGGAGGUCGACUUGCAAGGUUGCUAUGCAAAACCAUUAUUAUUCCAAAGAAUUGGUACAGGGGUCGGUUUGCAAGGUGGCUUCGCAAAACCAUUCACAUUCCAACCAGAUUUCAAUGCAGGGGUCGUUUUGUAAGGUGGCUUCGCAAAUGCAUUCAAAUUCCAGAGUAUCUUUGGUACAGGCGUCAAAUUGCCAAAAAGUUGCAGAAAAUCACAAAAACCAUCAAAGAGAUUCCAGAGAGAAAAAAGAGAUAUGGUGUUAGUCGUGUAGGGGGAACAGGUUCCAAUGAUAUUCGCAAUCGGGUGCAGAACCAAGCAGAGUCAUCUCUUUUCAUUACAGAAGAUGAACUUGUAGGAUUUGAAGACAAGAAGAAACUGUUAAUAGGAUGGCUGAUGAAUGAGGUAAAACAUCAAAUUGUUGUUUCUGUGGUCGGGAUGGGAGGAUCAGGAAAGACAACUCUAGUUGCCAAGAUCUUCACCGAUGAUACUGUAAAGAAGCAUUUUGAGUGUUAUGCAUGGAUUACCGUUUCACAAACUUAUGUGAUUGAAGAUUUGUUUCGAAGCUUGAUCAAGGAAUUUCACCAGUCAAGGAAGGAAAUAGUCCCCGGAAGUUUGAAUUCCAUGAGCUACAAGGAAUUGCUAGAGAUACUGGUGAACUACUUGGAGUUCAAAAGAUAUGUAGUUGUUUUGGAUGAUGUGUGGAAUAUCCAACUUUUGAGAGAAAUAAGGGUAUCACUUCAAGAUAGACAACUUGGAAGUCGAAUCCUGCUAACAACUCGAAAUGAUGACAUAGCAUUCCAUUCGUAUGGAGUUGAAAGCCUUGUUCAUCGCAUUCAACCCUUGGAGAACAAUGACGCCUGGGAGCUCUUCAGCCGGAAAGCAUUUUUAACUUACCAUAAUAAGUGUUGUCCAACAGAGCUUGAAACAUUAGCUUGUGAACUAGUGGCAAAGUGUAAAGGCCUACCUUUGGCUAUUGUGACUCUAGGUGGUCUUAUGUCUUCAAAGAAAUCAUCUGCUGAGUGGAGAGAAGUGCGCAACAACUUAAAUUGGCAUCUUACAAACGAUCACUUUCUUGAACCGGUGAAGAGCAUCUUGUUGCUUAGUUACAAUGAUUUACCAUACCGUUUGAAGCAUUGUUUCUUAUAUUGUUCCCUUUUCCCAGAAGAUCAUUUGAUCGGAAGAUACAGGCUUGUUAGAUUGUGGAUAGCUGAAGGGUUUAUUGAACAUGUCAAUGGGGUCACACUAGAAGACCUUGCAGAGAGGUAUCUUAUAGAGCUAACUUUUCGCAGCAUGUUGCAAUUUGUGAAGAAGGAUUCUCAAUCUAGAAUCCCAGAACAGUGUCUGAUGCAUGAUCUGAUGCGGGAGAUUGCUCUCUCAACUUCAGAAAGAGAAAAGUUCGGCGUUGUAUUUGAUAGGAGAAGAGUAAUGGAAGAAACUAGAGUUCGCCGUUUGGCAAUUCAUACAACUGAAGGAGAAAUUGAAUUGUGCACAGGUAUGUGGCGAGAUUUUUGCUUCAUCAAAUGGUCGCUACCGCCUAGUGGCAGGGUAAGACUAAGUGUCGUUGGAUCUAUUCUUCAGCGGCAACAUAGUAGAAAAGCUGUGCUUAUGGUAAUUAUGCUACGUUGUAAUUAGGUUACAUAUCAAAUUAUCUUUUAGUUAUGUCACCGCUAUGUCAAAGCAAAUUGAAUAGCCGAUAGAGCACUCUUUGCUAGUUGGUGCUUAGUAGAAUACAUGUGUUAUGUAGAGAUUCAUGAUACUAUUUCGGGAAAUACUUUAGAUGCUUAUUUUAAUAAGUGGUUUAGGCUCAAUGUCUUCCCUUGUAUUCGGCAGUUUCAUUAAUCAAGGCUUGAGGGCAACCGCACCAGCCCUUUAUUUAAAAAAAAAAAAAAAAAAAAAGGACCCAAAGUCCUGCAUGUGAUAGACUUCUAUUUCAACUGCAUCACUAAUCAAAUUUUGAUUUCUACUAUGUUUUCUACAGAAUCCAAGGGAGAUUAAUUCAUGAAACUGUUGUAAAUAUUAUUAAUUUAUUAUCUAUGUGGAUGUCCAUGUAAAUACUCAUUAGUUAUGUAUUUUGAUGUAAACCCUACCUCUAUAUAAAGGAGGCUAAUGCGACUGAAUGAGAAAACUUCUACUUCCUCCCAACUAUUAUGUCUAUCUUCUCUCUACUUUAUAACACCUUAUCAACACGCUUUGCUCUAUAUUUUAUUUUUUCUUCUUUUUCUAAUAACUCCAUGAUGAUCUACGAGUUCAAUGGUGCAACUUUGUUGCUUUGACCAAUACUCUUGAUCUAUGAGUGGACUCAUAUUUCUGUACUUGUAAUUUGAUUAUACACCUGCACACACAACAUGUAUGCAAUUUCAAUUCUUGCAUACGAGGAUCUUUGAUACACUAAUUAAUCUGCUCUUAUUAUGUUUUCUGCGAAUUACUUUAUUUCAUGGGUGUUGGAGACAUCAUUGAGUAUGAAAGUAUGUGCAAAUUUGUGUAUGAUGUUCCUUACUUCCAAGUGUAGAAGGUCAAGUUUUAGUAAGGGAAAAAGUAAGAGUAUCGUACCCAAGGGAUUGAGUAACUCUACCCUAAGCUAGAUUACCGCGAAAAUAAACCUAGAAAGAACAUGCAAAGUCUACCUUUUUACAAGUUCAAUAGUUUUGGCCAUUUGGAAGCCUAACUACCAAAAGUGAUAUUAACAAUGGAUAGUAGUGAAUAGGCUUUUGAAUUAAUUUUAACUAUAUUAAAAUUAAAGUGCAAAUAAAGCAAAAUAAACUAACAAAGUGUAGAGGUUUGAUCAAAUGAGAUAAAAGGGGUUGUAAGGCAUCACACCUAACCUCCUUUGUGCAAAUUCUAAGUAACCAAAUCUAACAUGUUCAUGCCAAGAUGGAAUCCCCCUCGGUUCUCUUGAUUAUCGAGUAACCAAGAAACAAUUAUACUAGAGAAUGUAUUGAAGCUACCCCUUGAUUAUCAGACAUAACUCUCCUACAAUCCUUUUAGUUUCUACCCAUUCCUUGAUUAUCGGACACAAGUAGACCUAUGUAGAUGCAAGCUAAGAUCCCUUGAUUAUCGGACACCUAAGCCACAUCCACAUGAUAAGCUCAAUUGUAAGGACCCAAGCAACCUUAUUUGAUUAUCACAAGAUUACCAUUUCUACAUUUGCAACAUGCUUUAGUUUACUAAGUUUGUCAAGCCUAGCAUACUUGCAUGAAAUUAUCAACAUUUACCAACCUUAGUUGACAAAUCUAAGAAGCAUAAAUGAUGAACAAUUAAACUAGCAAAGUAAAAAUUUAUGGCAUGAUCCAUAUUAAACUUAACUACAUAGUUUGUACACAACUUUGGCUAGGGCUAAACCCUAGCCCCAAAUUUAUUCUACUCACAACUCAUAGUUCCAUAAAUUAAAGCCAUAAACUUGUAAAGCAUCAAGUCAAGAGAGAAAAUAGUAGAUAAAGGAAGGAAUACCCACGAGUUUGGUUCCAAAAAGAACCAAACUGUACCUCUAAGAACACUUUCUACCCUCCAAGAUGCAAAAUAAGGUGAGAAAUUUUUCCUACCAUGGUAUUUUUGGUUUCUAAUAAGAGAAAGGAACCAAAAACACCAUGCAACUCCAUGAAGUCCCUUAGAAGUGUGAUAAGCAAGACUCGAAUAUAUGAAACUAGAGUUGUGAUUGAUCAAAAGUGUAUAGAUACUUCGGUUUUGGUAAGGAAAAACCAAGAACCCAAGAAGCUAUACACCUAUCUCUACACAAAACUAAGAAACUAUGAACUAAAACUAUGAAACUAAGAGAAAUGUGUG